Meyerozyma guilliermondii ATCC 6260 is the source of this 4140-nucleotide messenger RNA. RefSeq lists its product as uncharacterized. Gene Ontology annotation, biological process: transmembrane transport. Gene Ontology annotation, cellular component: plasma membrane. The record is from RefSeq and is a predicted model, not a curated record. Gene Ontology annotation, molecular function: ATP hydrolysis activity; ATP binding; ABC-type xenobiotic transporter activity. Bases 1 to 4140 code for a protein of 1379 amino acids. Lineage: Eukaryota; Fungi; Ascomycota; Pichiomycetes; Serinales; Debaryomycetaceae. The transcript has a single exon.
AUGUUAGACGAUAAUGAAAAGAUAGAGGGUCCUGUCUAUCAGAAGAGACUCUUUACUCCAUUGCUAAGAAAGAAACAAGUACCUGUUCCUUAUGAUGAUGAACGUCGCAGCUUUCCGAAAAGUAUAAAAAACCCAAUCAGUAGAGCAUACUUUCUAUGGCUUAUUCCCUUACUUAACGUGGGUUAUAGAAGAACUGUUCAACCGGAUGAUCUUUAUAAACUUACUGACGACCUCGCCGUGAGAAAUUAUAAGAAUCGAUUCCAAGCUAUCUUCCAACGAAGAAUUGCUGAAGCCAGGAGAAAGCAUCGCCAAAAGUGUACCAGCGACGAAGAAGCGGACUCGACGUUUGUGGUGUCGAAAUUUGUCUGUCUCUUCUCCAUUUACGAAACUUGGAUCCGUGUGUUAUUGCAUUCCGCAAUUCUCACCAGUAUAUCCGUGAUCAUUUCGUCGUUGAUUCCUCUUCUUACGAAGCAAUUGAUCAAGUUUGUGGAAGCUCGCAGCACUGGCGCUCAGGGAUCUGUUGGACCAGGAGUGGGCUACGCUAUAGGUCUUUUCCUUAUGGCUAGUGUCAGUGGUUUGUUCGUCAAUCAUGGAGUGUACAAAGCAUUUAGAGUUGGCGUUCAGGUCAGAUCUGUUUUAACAGCCUUGAUCCUCGAGAAGUCGUUUCGCUUGAGUCCUCGUUCGCACCACCAAUUUGCUUCAGGUGAUAUCAAUUCGCUUAUGGGUACAGACCUUGCACGUUUGGAAGUCGGUAUGAUUUACCAAACCUUGAUCAUCGCCCUCCCAAUUCCCUUGGCUGUUUCUAUCGCCAUUUUGGUGAUAAAUAUUGGUGUUUCUGCUGUCAUUGGUAUCGUUGUCUUCUUGGCAUUUAUCGGAGCUAUUCUGGGUGCAACCACAUAUCUUUUCAAGCUCAGAAAGACUGUCAGUGGUCUCACCGACAAAAGAGUGUCAUUGAUUAGAGAGGCUCUCAACAAUAUCAAAAUGAUCAAGUUUUAUUCGUGGGAAACCCCAUACUGGGCCAAUAUUCUUGCUGCUCGUGCAGCUGAGAUGAAGGUUGUCUUCAAAAUCCAAGCACUAAGAAAUAUCAUUAAUGCACUUGCAUUGAGUUUGAUUGGACUCACUUCCAUGGUUGCAUUUUUAUCAUUGUAUGCUAUCGAAGGAGGUACAAGAACUGCGGCCGAUAUCUUCUCUUCUGUGUCACUGUUCGAGCUUUUGGGAUUUCUCAUCUUUCUCUUACCACAAUGUCUCUCUACAACAGCGGAUGUGCUUGUGGCAUGUAAAAGAGUUGGAAAGUUUCUAGAUGUGGAGGAGAUUGGUGUGGAUGAGAACUAUCACCACUUCAACGACCCAUCUUCCAAUAAGGCUAUUCAAUUGAAGCAAGCUACCUUUGAAUGGGAGAUUUUUGAGGAUGAAAAAACUGGCGACUCAAAGGAGAAAAAAUCUGGUACUGCCUCCCCUGACAUUAAACUCACAGGAAAGAAAGAUACAUUUCAACUUAAAAAUGUGGACUUUACCAUUAAUAAGGGAGAGUUUUUCGUUGUGACUGGAAAAAUUGGCUCUGGUAAAAGCUCUUUACUUCAGGCUAUGUCUGGUUUCAUGAAAACGAAAGAAGGGCAAGUUGAAAUCAACGGUUCGCUAUUAUUUUCCGGUGCGCCUUGGAUCCAGAAUGCUACCAUUCGAGAGAAUAUCACUUUUGGCUUAGAAUAUGACCCAGCCUAUUAUAAAGAGGUGAUUUCAGCUUGUUCAUUGCAAGAUGAUUUCGAUAGCUUUGCCGGUGGAGACUUGACAGAAGUUGGUGAAAAGGGCAUCAAUUUAUCAGGUGGUCAAAAAGCGAGGAUAAAUUUGGCUAGGUCUGUGUAUGCCAACAAGGAUAUCAUCUUGAUGGAUGACUGUCUCAGUGCAGUUGAUGCUCGAGUUGGUAAGCACAUUGUCCAGGAAUGUUUGCUUAAAUUGCUUGGUGAUAAGACAAGAAUCUUAGCCACGCAUCAACUUUCUUUGAUCCUGUCUGCCAAUAGAGUCGCCUAUUUGAGUGGAGAUGGAACUGUUGACGUUGGCACCUUGGAAGAAUUAGAAGCGAGAAAUUCAGGUUUCAAGGAAUUACUCUCUAGCAAUGUGAAGAACAUCACAGAAGAUGAUAGUACCAACGAAAAACUGUCAUUGAACGAUGAUGACAUUUCAAUUGAAGAGCUUCCUAUUGAAGAGGAGUCUGAUCAUAGCCGAAAAUCACAAACUCUUACCAAAAGAAGGGUGGGUGCAAGUACUGAUGUUUUGUCGAUUCAAACUAACGACUCUGACGACAAUUUGAAAAAGGGCAAGCUUGUUGAAAAGGAAGAGCAGGCCGUCAAUAGUCUUCGCCUCGAGGUAUACAAGACAUACUUGAAGUAUGGAAGUGGAAAGUUUCGUGCCUGGGGAUUUUUCUUGGUCUUUAUACCCUUGAUGUGCAUCUCCACGUUUGCUGAUAUUUUCACCAAUACGUGGUUAUCCUUCUGGGUAUCGCAUAAAUUUCCAGGUUUGUCUGACGCAACAUAUCAGGGAAUAUAUCUGGCACUUGUUCUUCUGUGGUUAAUCUUUCUCACAAUCGAGUUUGUCAGUCUUAUCGGUAUGACGACCAAUGCAUCCAAAAUCUUGAAUGUAGUUUCCAUCAAGAGAAUUUUACAUGCGCCCAUGUCUUUCAUUGACACCAACCCAAUGGGAAGAAUUAUGAACCGAUUCACAAAAGAUACUGACGCAUUGGACAAUGAGAUUAGUGAACAAUUGAGGCUUUUCGUCUACGGUUUAUCUCGUUUGGUUGGCAUGAUAAUCUUGAACAUUAUCUACUUGCCAUGGAUUGCACUUCUUAUUCCCAUCAUGGCCGCGCUCUUCAUUGCCUUUGCUAAUUACUAUCAAGCAUCGUGUCGUGAAAUCAGAAGAAUUGAAGCCGUUCAACGGUCAUUCGUUUACAAUACCUUCAACGAAACAUUGAGUGGUAAUACCACAAUCAGGGCAUACAAGUCAGAAGGUAGAUUUUCCGAAAAGUGUGAGUCCCAUCUUGACAGAAUGAACGAAGCCGGGUAUACUGUUUGGGCUUUGCAAAGGUUUCUUAACAUUGGUCUCGAUACAUUAGCAAACAUUGUUGCACUUGUGAUUUCAUUACUUUGUGUGAAUCGUGUGUUUAAAAUCAAUGCUGCUACUGCUGGUUUGCUUGUCAGUUAUUCGCUUCAAUUGGGCCCAGAAUUGACUCAACUUAUUAGAUCGUGGACCAUGCUUGAAAACGACAUGAAUGCGGCCGAAAGAUUAUGCCAAUAUGCUCUUCACUUGCCUCAAGAAGCCGAUCAUAAUGUGGGUACCACCUCUGUGGAAGCGCCAUGGCCAAAUCGAGGAGAGAUUGAAUUUGACAAAGUUUCUUUCAGCUACCGUCAAGGGUUACCGCAUGUAUUGAAGGAACUUAGCUUCAAGGUGAAUUCUGGGGAACGCAUUGGUAUUUGCGGAAGAACUGGUGCCGGAAAGUCUUCUAUAAUGAACGCCUUGUACAGGCUUAAUGAGCUUGCCGACGGGAAGAUUUUCAUUGAUGGUGUUGAUAUUUCAACAAUUGGAUUGAGCACUUUGAGAUCUAAUCUUUCCAUUAUUCCUCAAGACCCUGCACUUUUCACGGGUUCCAUCAGGAGAAACUUGGAUCCAUUUGAUGAACACCCAGACUCUGUAUUAUGGGAUGCUCUUCGGAGAGCAGGUUUGAUCGAAGAGACUGAACUUGACGAUGUAAAAGUGCAACAGAAAGAUUUGGACGACGAAUUGCACAAGUUUCAUUUGCAACAGGAAGUUGAGGAAGAAGGUAUCAAUUUCUCACUAGGUGAGAGACAGUUGAUUGCUUUCGCAAGAGCGUUGGUGAGAAACUCCAAGAUUCUUAUUCUAGACGAAGCCACCUCGUCUGUUGAUUAUGGAACCGACGACAAGAUUCAACGAACCAUUGUGAACGAAUUUAAAGACUGCACCAUUUUGUGCAUAGCCCAUCGGCUUAAAACCAUCAUCAGCUACGAUAGGAUCUUAACGUUGGACCAUGGUGAAGUGAAGGAGUUGGACACUCCGCAGAACCUUUUCAGAAAGCCGGAUGGUAUAUUUAGAGCAAUGUGCCUCAAGUCCGGGAUCACUGAGUCUGACUUUUAA